AUGGCAAUCAAUAAUACUAAAACAUAUCGCCUUUGCUCAUACUUCCGCUCGACAUGCACAAAUCGUGUGGUUAUUGCUAUGCACCUUAAGGGCAUCCCUGUUGAGCACAACUACAUUGAUCUCGGCAAGGCCGAGCACGAAAGCCCUGAGUUCCAAGCUCUGAAUCCAAGCAAAUCCGUACCGAUCCUCAUCAUCAAGGAAGACGGGAACGAGACUGUUCUCACCCAAUCAAUCGCUAUUCUGGAGUACUUGGAAGAAAGCCUGCCCACCCUGACACCACUACUACCUCCAAGUGGGGAUCUAGUGCAGCGUGCCCGGGUCCGAGAGAUGGUGAACAUCAUCACUAAUGAUAUCCAACCUAUCACCAAUGGGCGGAUCGCUAAAAGAGUCCGUGCCAUUCGAGGUGAAGCCAAGGAUCAGAUCACGUUUGUUACAGAGGUAUUUCUCGCUGGUCUGACGGCGUAUGAUGAACUACUGGCCAAAUAUGGAGGGCAAUUCUCGGUGGGGGAUGUUGUGACCAUGGCUGACGUUUGCUUUGCACCGGCGGUGGAGAUGGCGCUUGCUUAUGGAACCAACCUGGAUGGACUACCACACGUCGUGGGAUUAUUUAAGAAGUUAGGGGAAUUGCCGGCGUUUCAAAAGGGGAAUUGGAAGGUGCAAGGCGAUACACCCGAAGCUAUGAGAGGCCCAUAG
Messenger RNA from Penicillium crustosum, 693 nucleotides. Its product is annotated as Glutathione S-transferase/chloride channel C-terminal. Gene Ontology annotation, molecular function: maleylacetoacetate isomerase activity; glutathione transferase activity. The transcript has a single exon. Lineage: Eukaryota; Fungi; Ascomycota; Eurotiomycetes; Eurotiales; Aspergillaceae. Gene Ontology annotation, biological process: glutathione metabolic process; L-phenylalanine catabolic process. Bases 1 to 693 code for a protein of 230 amino acids. Gene Ontology annotation, cellular component: cytoplasm; mitochondrion. The record is from RefSeq and is a predicted model, not a curated record.